This is a messenger RNA of Volvox carteri f. nagariensis, 1125 nucleotides long. RefSeq lists its product as uncharacterized. Bases 1 to 1125 code for a protein of 374 amino acids. The record is from RefSeq and is a predicted model, not a curated record. Lineage: Eukaryota; Viridiplantae; Chlorophyta; Chlorophyceae; Chlamydomonadales; Volvocaceae. The transcript is spliced from 6 exons.
AUGAAUGUGCGCACUGGCUACAGGUAUGCAUCGUUAGUUGUCGAAGUGGUUGAGGAUGUCCUUGAGGCGCCCGUCAUCGAUAAGAAUGAUGAUGAUGCGGCUGGCCGGGAGUGGCAGGUCGUUGUUGAAGCCCUUGUGCUCCCAUCCAAAGAUAGCCUUGUACAGUGUACCCUUCUUCAAGCGCUUCAUACGGUGGGAAAGGGUGCACGGUGCACGGACGACAAGACUGACGGCCUCACACCUGACACCUGGUACUUCGAGGGUGCCCUGUUCCUGCUGUCGGACACCACCAGGGACAGUGGCGCCUCUGCUGGCGCCUGCCGCAACAACCUGGUGCACGCAGUCGGCUUGAUCACUGACCCCUGUGAACCACCGGAUCAGGGCACAGGCCCCUUCUGGCGCCUCAAGUAUCUGCCCCAAGCUGUGCUGGUCACGCAUGCAAAAACCGUGGGCAGCACCAACGUCUUCAAGGGGGAGGAACUCUUCGAAGAUGUGCAGCAUGCCUUCCUGGUCUGCCCACGCUCCACAAAGAACCCCCUCAAUGUCCACACCCUCGACGACCAGGGCAGGGAGACAGUCCUCAGGGUGCGAUGUCACAACGUCCCUCUCAGAGACGCCUAUGCUGUCACGGACUUCUUUGUCCAGGGGUGCAGUUUCAAGGAUGACUGCUGGAUCGUCGACCUCUGCCCACCGCCAACUGGCAUCAAGCGUGCAUGCCUCUUUGUCAUCCUCACGUGCUACAAGUCCAUGGACCAUAUCCGCCUCCUGCGCCCGCUCUACAACAACACCUAUGAGAAGGCGCAGGUCAUCAAGGUGUUCACCAAAGCAGCCACCAUCCACCCGGACCUCGACACAGAAAGCAAACUCCAGACCGCUGCUGCACAAUGUACCCAGGAACGACACACAGCACUCUUCCAGGAAGCACAGCGACUCGUCGACAGCUGGACUGCGAACCACCCACCACACAACUGCGACCGCGACAAACUGGGACUUGAGGCGCUGGCCUGGGAGUGGAAGCUACGGUCCCCUUCACAGCACGCCGCGGUACUGUACGGCGUGCCGUUCAGCCCUCCAACGGGCUACUGCCAGUCGCAGACUCUGACAUGCACAGACAUGGAGCGCUGA